CAAACUCGAAUCCCUUUUCUCUUUAGCCUGAUGGUAAGAAAGCAAUCCUGAUUGGCCUUCGAAUGGAACACGGAAGUGGCGGUUAGCAAACUAAAAACCCUUCCCUCUAUGGGCUGCUGAGCGGAAUUGGGCUUCGAAUUGGAACCCGGAAUUGGCCUUGGAAUGGAACCCGGAAGUGGAGGUUUGAAGACUAGAAACCCUUUUCUCUUUGGACUGGUUUCCAGAAAGGGCCUCCCUGAUUGGCCUCGUGAAUAGAACCCGGAAGCGGAGGUUAGAAUCCUGCCUUCUGAUUGGCCCACGUGUUCCCUCCUCGCCCCCUGAUUGGCUGUUUGCCGGAUUCUCGCGAGAGUUGCCUUUUUUUUCGGUAUUGUUUUGAAAUGGCGGCGGGCGGUUGAGAGGGCGGCGAGGGCCCGGCGGUUCCCUCAUGGAAAGGCCCCGGAUGCAGAGGACGUACCCGGGCCGGCGCGGGAAGGCGGGGCGGGCGGGCCGGGCCUGGUUCCCGCCUCCGGCCGGGCGAGGGGAGCGGAGAGGCCUCUUCAGCCCCAGCUCGUCCUCGGGCGGGGCCUCGCUGGAGGACCCGGAUGCGCGCCCCCCGGAGAGGAAGCCGAGGAAGAGGAGGCGCCCGCCGAGGAGGAGGGACCCCAAGGAGAACCUCCAGCCGCCCUCGCCGCUGCGCAGGAACGUCACGCUCCGCCGGGGGAGGAGGCCGCCCCCGCCCCUGCUCUGCAGCACCCCGCAAACUCCCCGCAAGGCUCCCCUCGAGGGACCAGGCCCCUGGGACGCCCUCCCCGAGCUCAGCCUCCUGCCCCUCUCCGCCAAGGACCACGAGGACCACCACGGACAUGGGGAGCGGCAUCCGCACGCUGCAGCGUUGUCGGCACUCCCGAAGGAAGAGGAGGCCUCCCUGGGGACACGCACGGGCCCGCCCGACCUCCGGGCAUCGCUCUACCAGGCCACGGAGACACACAACCAUCUCUGGAGUGAGGAGGAAGCGUCCCCAAGGCCAUGGGAAGACCCCACGGCCCAUCCACCACGUCAAAAUCCUGAUAUCAUGCAGUCUCCAGAUCUCCGGAGUAGGAUUAAAGCAUCCUCAAGGCAAUGGGAAGACCCCACGGCCCAUCCACCACGUCAAAAUCCAGAUAUCAUGCAGUCUCCAGAUCUCCGGAGUAGGAUUAAAGCAUCCUCAAGGCACCGGGAGGACCAGAGUGAUGUCUGGAGUGAGGUGAAAGUGUCCCCAAGGCAAUGGGAAGACCCCACGGCCCACCCACCACGUCAAAAUCCAGAUAUUCUGCAGCUUCCAGAUCUUCGGAGUAAGGCUAAAGCGUCCUCAAGGCAUCGAGAAGACCAGAGUGAUGUCUGGAGUGAGGGGAAAGUGUCCCCAAGGCAAUGGGAAGACUCCACGGCCCACCCACCACGUCAAAAUCCAGUUAUCCUGCAGUCUCCAGAUCUCUGGAGUAAGGUUAAAGCAUCCUCAAGGCACCGGGAGGACCACAGUGAUGUCUGGAGUGAGGGGAAAGUGUCAUCAAGGCAAUGGGAAGACUCCACGGCCCACCCACCACGUCAAAAUCCAGAUAUCCCACAGCCUCCAGAUCUUCAGAGUAAGGUUAAAGUGUCCUCAAGGCAUCGAGAAGACCAGAGUGACAUCUGGAGUGAGGGGAAAGUGUCCUCAAGGCAAUGGGAAGACUCCACAGCCCAUCCACCACGUCAAAAUCCUGAUAUCCUGGAGACACGCAACGAUAUCUGGAGUAAGGUUAAAGCGUCCUCAAGGCAUCGAGAAGACCAGAGUGAGAUCUGGAGUGAGGAGGAAGCAUCUCCAAGGCAAUGGGAAGACCAGAGUGACAUCUGGAGUGAGGGGAAAGCAUCUCCAAGGCAAUGGGAAGACCAAAGUGACGUCUGGAGUGAGGGGAAAGUGUCCCCAAGGCAAUGGGAAGACUCCACGGCCCACCCACCACGUCAAAAUCCAGAUAUCCUGCAGCCUCCAAGGCACCGAGAAGACCAAAGUGAUGUCUGGAGUGAGGAGGAAGCGUCCUCAAGGCAUCGGGAAGACCAAAACGACAUCUGGAGUGAGGAGAAAGCGUCCUCAAGGCCUCAGGAAGACCACAGUGAUGUCUGGAGUGAGGAGAAAGCAUCUCCAAGGCACCGAGAAGACCAAAGUGAGGGGAAAGUGUCCUCAAGGCACCGAGAAGACCACAGUGACAUCUGGAGGGAGGAGGAAGCAUCCUUGAGGCAUCGUGAAGACCCGCUAGCCCAUCCAAUGUCUCUACGGCACUCCACGGAGCCACUCAAUGACAUCUGGAGUGAGGAGAAAGUGUCCUCAAGGCAACGAGAAGGCUCCACGACCAAUCUGCCCUCUCGACACCUCUCCACCAAGCCACUUAAUGACACCGGGAGCAAGAAGAAAGUGUCCUCGAGGCCCCGGGAAGACCAAAACGAGUCUCCUUCCUUGUCUCAGGAUAGUCCAGUCCAAGACCAAACCACGGCGGGGUCACCAAAGGCCGAGACACCCGCUUCCAAGGGAGCUUUCCAGCUGCAGGCCCGAUUCUCCGGCGGCAAGCUCGCCCUCUCCGUGCCGAGGGAUCGCGCCCCGCUGUCCCAGAAGAGGCGGCGGAUGAAGGAGACGUGGACUGAGCUGGGCAACGCUCACUCCGAAGAGCUGGGAGAGGGUGGGAUCGACGGGAAGAGCCCUCUUCUCCAGCCCGUUGUGCUGUUAGACCAUCAAGCGGUCCCCAAUUGGUUGACUAGCCAGUCUUCCCAAAAGCGGGGGGCAGAAGAUCCUUUCCGGACCAAUCGUCCAGCGGCCCCCGUUUGCAACCCCGGGACGACCGGGCGGAAGGCGUGCAUUAGUGGUUUCAGCUCCAAACGGUGGGGUCGCCAAAAGAAACCCAAAGAGCGGCGCAGAAAGAAGAACCGGGUGGAGCGAUCCCCGACGAACGGAGUGGACGGCACCGGCGACGACAACCACCUGGGGUCGUCGUUUCUGUCUCCCGAAAACUCCUUCCAGAACUCCGCGUUGUGGCGGCGGCUCCGGGCCACUUUCUCCUUCCACAAGAAAAAGAAAAUCCUCUCGCCGGAGAGUUUCAGCGGCAGCAUCGUCGGGGCCGACGGCUCCUUCCGGCAUCGCGGGGACGACACCCCGCAGACCCCGUUCACCCAAAAACUAGGCUACUCUAUCUGCCCGUCCUCCUCCAUGGUCCUGCUGUCCGCCUUCUCCUCGUCUCAGUUGAUGCCGACGGACGAGGAGAAGGUGUACGGCGAGUGCCAGCAGAAGGGCCCCGUCUCCUUCGAGGAGUGCGUCCCCGUCGGGACGAUGCGGACGUGCCGGAAGAUCGGAGAAGGCGUCUUCGGGGAAGUCUUCCGGGCCGAGGGCGAGCGGGGCGCUGUGGCCCUGAAGAUCAUCCCCAUCGAGGGCGCCGAGCGGGUCAACGGCGAGCCGCAGAAGACCUUCGGCGAGAUCCUUCCGGAGAUUAUUAUUUCCAAGGAGCUCAGCCUCUUGGCAGAGGACGACGAGGAGCCGAACCAGGCGUCGGGCUUCAUCCGGCUGCACUCCGUCCACUGCGUGCGGGGUGCCUACCCCGAGCCACUCCUGGACGCCUGGGACGAGUUCCACCGGCUCCGGACCUCCGAGAACGACCGUCCGGACUUCUUCGGCGAGCGGCAGCUCUUCAUGGUGCUGGAGUUCGAGGACGGCGGCACUGACUUGGAGAACAUGCGCCAGCGGAAGCUGGGCUCGGUGGCCGCCGCGAAGAGCGUCCUGCAGCAAGUGGCGGCCUCGUUGGCCGUGGCGGAGGAGGCCUUGUGCUUCGAGCACCGCGACCUCCACUGGGGGAACGUCCUCAUCAAGAACACCGACCGGAAAGAAGUGAGUGUGAGGCUGAAGGGGGAGACGCUCACGUUCCCCACGCACGGCAUCCUGGUCAGCAUCAUCGACUACACCUUCUCCCGGCUCGAGCGGGACGGGCUUACCGUCUACUGCGACCUUUCCACCGACGAGGAGGUCUUCCAAGGCCGUGGGGACUACCAGUUCGACGUCUACCGCCGGAUGCGGGAGGAGAACGGCAACGAGUGGGCCGACUACUUCCCGCACAGCAACGUCUUGUGGCUCCACUACUUGGUGGAGAAGCUCUUGACGGAGGUGACUUACAAGAGGAAGCCGACGACGGGCGCGUUGAAGGCGUUGCAGAAGGAACUCAAGGGCUUCUCGGCAGAGGUUCUCGGCUUCCGAUCGGCCGGGGAUCUGCUGAAGGGGAGCCCAUUCUUCCGGUGAACCCAGGUUCUCAUGUUAUUCAUUUUUGGAACGUUGUGUAGUCCCAAGGGCAUAUACAUAACUUUCAAUGUGCCGAGAAGAGAGCUUGCCUGCUCUCUUAACGUGUGGACUAUCAUUGGCGAUAUCGGAACGUUGUGCAGUCCAAAAGGCAUAUACAGAACUUUCAAUGUGCCGAGAAGAGAGCUUGCCUCCUGUUGUAUUGAUUUGCAUAGUAUAUAAUUUUCUAAACCUUUGAGCCAGUAUUGUGUCAGGCGGUUGCGAAUGCAUAACUAUGCACUUGCAGCGGCUAUAGGUCUCAACAUAUGAGUUGAUUUCACACCAAUCAGGAAGCUUAAUGGGUCCUAGCGGACGCUUCCCGACGAGUAAAGUUUGGGAGACUUUGGGAUGUUGCGUCGUAAAGGAUUCCGCCAAUUUUUAGCUCUGUUUUAGAUCACAAUCCGAGUCGUAUGCGUCGGGGAUUGUAAAUAACCCUCUGUUUUGAAAUACAGUAGAGUCUCGGUUAUCCGACACCUGGGAUAAACUAAUUCCUUCAGCAAGUACUAUAUAGUCUUUAGCCUUUCCUUUCUUAAAGGCUCUAACUAUAUUCCCUCAAAGAGGCUUCCUUUUGAGACACAGUCCCCUUCUCCGAGACCAACUCCUAAAAAAACUAACUUGGGUUCCAAAACGUGACUAACUUUAGUUCUAUUUUUGAGUUGUAUGCAUUCGGGAUUGUAAACAUCCCUCGAUUUUGAAAUAUAUUUCGAUCUACAAUGCGAGUCGUACGCAUUCGGGGUUGUAAAUAUCCCUCGAUUUUGAAAUAUAUUUUGCAAGGAUUUGAUUCCCUUUGGCAAUACCUUCCGUUGCAUUGAUUUGGGUUGCGAACGCAUAACCGACAGCUAUGCGUUCGCAACAACUACAGGUCUCAGGGAACACGAAACUCCCCACUUAGUGACAAACAAUUACAGUUGGGUUGCUGUGAGUUUUUUUGACUGUCAAUCGUUGAAUUGCUGUGAGUUUUUUUUUUUACUGUCUGGCCAUGUUCCCUCCUGACAUUUCGCCCGUAUCUCUUGCAAGAAAUCUGAGUUUGUAAGGUUGUUGAAACGUCAGGAGGGAAUGCUUCCGGAACAUAGCCAUACAGCCCGGAAAACUCACAGCAAUUCAGCCAUUCCGGCUGUGAAAGCCUUCGUCAAGUAUUAUAAUUGAUUUAAGCUUGAUUGUUCCUAGCAGAUGCUUCCGAGCGAAUCAGAUUCGGGAGGCUCGUGGUCCUAAAGGAUUUUGCCAAACUUUAGUUCGGUUGUGCUUUAGAUCAUUUGCCAAAGAAACAUAAAAGGGACAAUUAAAUUUUAAAUCCAAUUCUCCCAGUAUGUAAACGGUAAUUCCUUUGGCAAUUACCGUAUAGUCUUUAGCCGUUCCUUUCUAAAGGCUCUUAACUAUAUUCCCUCAAAGAGGCUUCCUUUUCCAAGACCAAUUCCUAAAAAAAACUGACUUCCGAAAACAAACGUGUGACUAACUUUUAAAUAUCCCUCUAUGAAAAUAUAUUUUGUAAGGUUUUGUCCCCCCCUGAGUACUGUAAGCUUACAAAAUCAGACGUCACCGAUGUCGGACGUAUAUGAAUAAAGGUUUAUAUGAUUCCUA
Messenger RNA from Anolis carolinensis (green anole), 5878 nucleotides. It is a transcript of the gene haspin, whose product is annotated as histone H3 associated protein kinase. Gene Ontology annotation, biological process: mitotic cell cycle; intracellular signal transduction; protein phosphorylation. The record is from RefSeq and is a predicted model, not a curated record. The transcript has a single exon. Gene Ontology annotation, cellular component: cytoplasm; nucleus. Lineage: Eukaryota; Metazoa; Chordata; Lepidosauria; Squamata; Anolidae. Bases 425 to 4264 code for a protein of 1279 amino acids. Gene Ontology annotation, molecular function: histone H3T3 kinase activity; ATP binding.